AAAAUUACAAACCAGAACUGGAAAUGUCAAAAUACUGCUUUGUGAUUGGUCGAGUGGUGACAGAUUUUGCACACCUGUCGAGCGGACCAGUCAAGAGAGUGUUGCCUUCCCUUCAUACAAAACUACGUUAUCCCCAAAUAGUUUAGUCAUGAGACAAAGAUAAUUAACAAUUCAUUCACCAGUUGUCUAAUAUAUAAACAAUUUACUGGUGGGAUGAAGUCACGGUAGGCAGGCUAGAUACCCCAACGCCCCAUCUCCCGCCUAUGUUGGACUGCCAGAAAGGGCCGGUCAUUUGAAAAUAGUGUUUUCUGUUUGUUCCCUAGGUCAUGAGGAUCGCAUCCUUGGCGGUACUAGUCGCCAUAGGCCUAGUCCAUUUCGAACUAUCGGCGUCGCUGCCCGUGUCUCCAGUCCCCCCUCUGCUUAACAAACUACUCAAGGAUCAGAAUGUAACGCUGGGCUUCAUUCUCAAAGGAUUGCAAGGUCCGCCUGGUAUGAACGGUAUGGCAGGAAUGUCCGGAUCCCCAGGACCUCAAGGACCUCCGGGAUUUAAGGGAGACCCCGGUCCUCCCGGUUUCCCAGGAAGUCCCGGUCUUCCUGGAGCUCCUGGUUUCCAGGGUCCUCCUGGUAUGGACGGCGCUCCUGGCGCUCCCGGUUUACCCGGUCCUGCAGGUUUCCCCGGAGGUAGCGGUAUGCCCGGUAUGCCUGGUAUGCAAGGUCCACCGGGUCCCCCCGGUUCUCCCGGCCCUACACCAAUUAGAUACAACGGCACAGUGAAAUGCGAAGAGGACACAGCCUGGCUGCGAUGUAAUGAGUACAAACACAUAAGCAUAAUCUCCGCUUUCUGGGGAAGACGAAACUUUGGUCUGUGCACAGAGCACACAGGAAACCUACAGUACAACAAAUACUGCCCGACAACGUCUCUCUUUCUCACAAAAGUAAAAGACGCCUGCGAGGGGACGACCAUGUGCGAAAUAAGAUGCACAAAGUUCUUUUUCAACGACCAGUCAUGCACAGACGUAUACAAAUACUUGGAGGUCUACUACAAAUGCAUUGAAGUAAUAAACGGGCACGAGGUUGUCAACGAGGACAACUUACUCAACGCAAAUUUCUUGGGUUGAGCGAGACAGCGAACGAACAAACUUUCUAUUGGACGUAACUUUGCUUCGCUCUUGGCUGUAUCAUUUCACUUUGCUGGAAAAAGAGUUGUAUUUGUAAAAACGGGCUUGCCUGAGGAAAAAAAAAAGCGAAUAAAUCGUAUGACAACCACCAAACGGCGAAGUCCUCGAAUUUCUAAUUCUUCCGCGAAAGAAGACGACAUACAUGGUUAGAUGUGUUUCAAUGCCAUGUGUUAUAUCGAUUUAAGGUAGUUUUCUUUCUGUAAAUGACAUGAUUAAAUCAUCUUCGUAGAAUCGAUCGAUAUUUACUCGGCUCGACUCAUUAUGAAAUUUAACGAAUACAUGACUGUAUUAGUGAGGUAGGGUGUCCAGUUUUAGUUUCUCGACAGUUAUUUUUUUUUGUUCUAUAAAGUCGCCACUAAAGCGUGUGCAAUAAACUGAACAAGGUUACGGCACAGUCCCUCCCGACCUGGCAAGAGAAACCACUAAAGAACGCGAUCACUAGCUGGUUAAAUCGUUUGUGUAUGAUAUAGUGCGAUUUUAUGAUGUAAUCUUCACUCUUAUAUGUAAAUAAACUGGUAAUGGAAUGGUUUAAUGGUGUACCCGCUAGCGUAGUGCUAGAACAGUCAUUCGAAGAUGAUUGCUAUUAUUUGGUGACUGAUCGAGAUACAUGUGAAUGAAAUUCUACUUCAGCAACAUGAAGUACAAGUUUGUCAAUAAACGACGUUACCGUUAUCUAAUGUA
Orbicella faveolata is the source of this 1859-nucleotide messenger RNA. RefSeq lists its product as uncharacterized. The record is from RefSeq and is a predicted model, not a curated record. NCBI's taxonomy places the organism in Eukaryota, Metazoa, Cnidaria, Anthozoa, Scleractinia, Merulinidae. Gene Ontology annotation, molecular function: carbohydrate binding.